Chaetomium fimeti is the source of this 1439-nucleotide messenger RNA. RefSeq lists its product as uncharacterized. The transcript has 3 exons. Gene Ontology annotation, cellular component: cytoplasm. NCBI's taxonomy places the organism in Eukaryota, Fungi, Ascomycota, Sordariomycetes, Sordariales, Chaetomiaceae. Bases 1 to 1404 code for a protein of 467 amino acids. The record is from RefSeq and is a predicted model, not a curated record.
AUGGGCAACAGGGAUUCAGACAGCAUGGCUGUCGACAAGGAAUGGGCAUCGAAAUACAUCCUUGGUCCUCUCUACGACCCAGAGCCGAACCAAGUCAGUGCCACUCGCCUUGAACCGCGCACGACGCCGUCAUCGUCCACUAGAAAUAUACGUGAUUACCUCGGCCAAAGGAGCCGAAAGCCAGUUGUCAAGAACCCAGACGAAGCGGUCCCGUUUCUGCGCAACAACAGCAUAAAGCGCAAACCCCUGCCCCCUUCGCCGCCCCAGUCCAAGUACCCUCCACGGUCCAAGUACCCGCCACUGUCCGGCUUGGAACGCAAGCGCUCCCUUCAUACCGCCAAUCCGCCGCAGACUCGCUGGAACCAGGGCACCAUCCUAACCCGAGCCGACAGUUUAACCACGCCCAGACCCAGCGCAGAUAUCAUGGCUGCAGUGGGAGACCACAAUGGGCAACGUCGCCGUGCCAGCUCCCUUGCCGACAGCUCCCACCGGCCCGUCGAAGCAAGAGAAGGAGGAGGAGGGAAAGACACCAUCCCGCGUCGAUCCGGCUCACUCAGGGAGCGGUACCCAGGAGACAUGUCCCACCGGCCGCUGGCCAUGCUCACCAAGCAGCACCGGGCUGCGGACCGCGCGCCGCACCUACGCACCCACCGCCGCCAGCAGCCCAGCGACACCAUUGACACCCUCGACAUCACCGGGCCCGUCCCGUCCGUGUACCACCACAGCGGCCCGUUCGACGCCACCCUAAAGGAGCGCAACACCAACAAGAAGUACGCCCCCGUCGAGGCCGUCAAGGAGACCAACGCCAAGGCCCUCAAGGCCACCCCGCCCGAGUACAUCCAGGACUCGCUCGUGAAGCACAUGCCCCUCCAGGGCACCGCCGUCGUCCCACCAGGGACGCAGGACAUGGCCGGGCGCACGAUGCACUACGAGGAGGGCGCCGACCUGAUGCGCGAGGAGGACGCCGCCGGUGGCGCAUACAAGCGGUGGGAGCACAUCAACUACCGCGACGAUGACUUCAAAGGCAAAGGCGAGCCGUCCUUCUCAUACGACCAAUCCCGCCGCGACAAACAGCGCGCCGCCGCACCGCCAUCCCACCCCGACGGCGCCGGGGCGGUGUCUUACGAGAUGCAGCCCACCGUCUCCUCCUCCUCAUCACGCAGCUACGAUCGUCACCGUGGUCAUUACGGCCACCACAGCAACCACGGCAAGGCUGAGGAGGGGGUGACUCUCCGCCAACGGAGCGUGAGCCACGGGGAUGCUAGGGGCCGUGGUGAUGAUGGUGAGGCGGGCUCGUCUGGUUUGCAGCGGAGGAAUUCCGCGGGGAAGGGUUUGGCGCAGAGUUUGAAGAGGCGGUUUGGGAGUUUGAGGAGGGGGAGGGCUGGUGAGGAAGGGGGGUAUUGAGUUUGUCGUGGGGGGGUUGAUGUUUCGAAAUUCUA